This is a messenger RNA of Hyaloscypha bicolor E, 3309 nucleotides long. RefSeq lists its product as uncharacterized. NCBI's taxonomy places the organism in Eukaryota, Fungi, Ascomycota, Leotiomycetes, Helotiales, Hyaloscyphaceae. Bases 76 to 3096 code for a protein of 1006 amino acids. The record is from RefSeq and is a predicted model, not a curated record. The transcript has 2 exons.
GUACUUGUCCUGACUCUCGCGAUCCUUCGCCAGCACACGCAAUCACACCUAGAAUCAUAUACGGACAGUACGGUCAUGGACGGAUUGUCAGCCUUGUCGGUUGCUGCGAGUGUCAUUCAGUUCGUUGAGUUUGGCUGCAACCUCCUAUGCAAGAGCCAGGAGAUUUAUAAAUCAGCUCAUGGAGCAUCGAUUCAACAGAUAGAGUGUGAGGUCGCUACCAAGCGUCUUCGAGAGUUGAGCGUAACAUUAAAGCAAUCCCUCGAACUGCAUACUGCGUCGCCAACCGAACACUCUAAGGCUCUUGAUGGCAUCUGCAAUGACUGUCUCGCCGUCUCAGAUGAAUUGAUUCUGCGUUUUGACAGACUACGGUUACCAGAUGGGGACAGACAUCGGAAGUGGAAAAGCUUUCGGCAGGCUCUUAAAACGGUGUGGUCGAAGGCUGCAGUCGACGAGCUUGCCGCGAGACUAGAAGCCCACAAAAAGGAGCUUGACUCGCACCUACUUGCCUCUCUAAGUGAGAGGUUCCACAGUCUUUCCAUUUUACAAAAUAAGAAUUUCGAAAUUCUCGACUCGACCUUGAAGCAAGGUAUCGAAGGCGUCGUGAAACAACUCAGGAUAAUACACUACAAGCUUGAAGAAAAGCGCGAGGAUAUUGUCGACGAAUGGUUCUUAGAUAACCUCAAAUUCGAGACAAUGGCACAUAGACACGAGUCAAUUAGAGACGCUCACGAGAAAACAUUCUCCUGGAUCUUCCACCGCCCUACGGCUGGUCAAGGGGCCUCGAGCGCUACAGCAUAUCCCAGACCUUGGAGCAGUUUUGCGGACUGGCUGCGUGCCGAUGGAUCUAUUUACUGGAUAAACGGCAAAGCAGGCUCUGGAAAGUCGACGCUGAUGAGGUUUAUAACCCACCAUUCGGAGACAACGGCUCUUCUGAAGGCCUGGGCAGGAACAGCAGAUCUUCAAGUGGCAUCUUUCUACUUCUGGAACGGCGGAGCUUCGGAACAGCGAUCUUUUGAUGGGCUCUUGCGAACUUUGUUGUUCCAAAUUCUACAGGACUGCAAACAUCUCAUUCGCCACAUCUUUCGGGAAGAAUGGGACAAUGCGUUUGCACUGGCGUCGAAGAAAGAGACCUUGCACCAUUCACCGUGGAGCUUCAACAGACUAGAGAAAGCAUUUGAAGAACUUGCAAACCUCACUUUCAAUGCGUUGAACUCGUUCAAACUUUGUUUGUUCAUUGACGGUCUUGAUGAAUUCGAAGGCGACCACCUGCUUAUGAUCGAGCUUUUGCAAAGGAUUGUCCAAAAGCCAUGUGUGAAGGUGUGCGUUUCCAGUCGGCCGUGGCUAGUCUUUGAGCAAAGCUUCCACUCAUGUAGCCACCUUCGAUUACAGGACUUGACUUAUCCAGAUAUCAGCAAGUACGUCUCUGAUUUGUUUUGCAUCAAUCCGAGGAUGCGACAACUCACAAGGAAGAGCCAAGAACUUGCAAAAAUAUUCAAGCAAGAGAUCGUAUUAAAGGCAAAUGGGGUCUUCUUAUGGGUUCGACUUGUUGUUCCGUCCAUUCUGGAUGGCUUGGGGAAUUAUGAUGAGAUUGCCGAUCUUCGCAGAAGACUGAAACUUAUACCUCCGGAUCUCGAUACCUUGUACAGCCACAUGUUAGAUUCAAUUGAGCCAGUGUAUCUGAUUCAAGCUUCGAGAAUCUUUCAGAUCUUCAAUGCAAUUUCAGAUCUCGGCCUGCGGCCCACGGUGUUGAUGCUCGAGCAGGCUGUGGGAGCCACGUAUGGGCAAGCUGUGAGAGGAAACGCUAGCACUAUGGGCGACGAGGAAAUUGGAGCAAGAUGUGAGAGAAUGACUGCCCAUCUAAAGGCUCGUUGUCAAGGUUUGCUUGAAGUCCAUGAUAUCCAUGACCGAAAGUGGGAGGAUGCUUUCGAGGAUGCUUACGAGGAUGAUGAUACCCUCGACGACACUCUCGACAAUACUCUUGACAACACUCUUGACGAUACACCAAUUGAAAGAACAAUAACCAGAACAGCCGAAAGAACAAUCGAGGAAACCCGGACAGACUUGAAGGUUUUUUACCUCCAUCGUACUGUUAAGGACUUCUUGAAUAGCGAUGCCAUUCAAAGGAGACUAGUUUCAAUUUCAGGAGCCGAGCAGGAAUUUGAUCCACAUGCGUCACUUCUCAUGUCAUAUGUCAUAAUGCUAAAGAGGUGUAAAUGCUUAUUGCUCGACAAGAUUUCCCAACCCGCAAAUGAGCGUGUAUGGCUAGUCCUAAGAGAUGCGUUUUCGUCAGCUAACAUCGCCCAAUCAGCGAAAAGAACCAGAGUACCCCGCCUUAUGGCUCUGCUGGACGCUCUCUAUCAGUGGUCGGAAAAUUGGUGGCUAGAAGACAUUGAAGACGGAAGUUGUGUCGAAGGCUUUGCACACUAUAUUGUUACGGGAUUUCGAAAUUCCUUCCUAGCACUCGCUGUAUGUUUUGGACUCAGCUCAUUUAUCGACCAUCACCUAGAAGAGGAAGAUCCCUUGUCGAUCGAGCCGGAAUCCGCGCCAUUACUGGACUAUGCCGUCGGUCUUCAUCAACCUCUUAAACGUUACUUACAUCCAGCAAUAAACUCUAUCCCUUCCAGUAUGAUAGAAGUACUUUUACGACAUCACAAAGAUUUUCAACAAAGCCCGGAAAAUGACAAUUCACCGUGGGCCUACAGUGUGUUCCGCGCCUGGAGGCACUUUCUCGACACUCUUAGAGAUGCCCGUGAGCAUGACAGCCUAGAAGAGUUGAGUAACAAAGCACGGAUAUUCAAGCUCUUCUUGGGAUACGGUGCAAAUAUCAACAUCGACUGCCGCAGCUUGGGAUAUGAACCAGACCGACGUGGACGAUGUUCUCUUGGCAUGGUCAUCGACGCUGUAUUUACUCCUGAUCUUCCUGACGAGGCUGCCAAACUACAAGAAGAGUUAGAGAAUAGGAGAAUUAUUAGAAUUGAAAAGAGGCCCAGAGAAGAGUCGGUACCAUCUGGCAGCAAACGUCUUCGGACGAGUUUCAAGGAGAGUCGGAAUGCAGACGGUAAGGUCUGCAUCGAAUUGUUGGAUGAGAAUGAUUGAGCCUAUCUGGAAUACAACAUCUUCCAAACGCUUAAUCCUGACAUUGGCGCUACAACCGCUUGACUUGCAAGAGCCUGCACUAGGGGGAUCGUUGAAGGAUGACACGACUGUACAUGGAGACAUCUGGCAUCGUGGCCGUCACCUCUGAGGUCCAAUGGUCUCUAAUACCCCGGAUUCUAGAAUUUCUGAAAUUGAUGAGACGCUUCACAGGCU